Molecule: messenger RNA, 7915 nt
Organism: Oncorhynchus masou masou (cherry salmon)
Lineage: Eukaryota; Metazoa; Chordata; Actinopteri; Salmoniformes; Salmonidae
Product: NLR family CARD domain-containing protein 3-like
Exons: 15
Coding region: 1900-5319 (1139 amino acids)
Biological process (GO): intracellular signal transduction
Molecular function (GO): protein binding
Source: RefSeq, a predicted model, not a curated record
UGACAGACCGGGGUGAUGUCGGGAAAGGACAUUUUCCUGUCGUUAAAGGACCGGGGUGAUGGAUGGAAAGGACAUUUUCCUGUCAUUAAAGGUGUCAACUUGAAUUAGAGUGUGGCUGUGGAAGACUGGUCCCUUGAUGAUGUCUGCAAGUGGCUGAGUACCAAUGAUCUCCAUGAUUCCAUCCCAUCAUUCCAAGGAUCCAUUUUGAGACAACAGAGCAGAAAACACUAUAUGGAGAUUAUUGAAAAAUAAAACAGACCUCCCCCUCCGCCUCGUGUCAUUGGAGGCCAGCCGGCUUAUACCGUCCAUCGGAUACUGGAUUCCCGCCGGGUGCAGCGGUCCUGGCAGUAUCUGGUGGACUGGGAAGGCUACGGUCCCGAGGAGCGCUCCUGGGUUCCUGCCAAAGACAUACUGGACCCUGACCUCAUUCGUCAGUUCAGGGCCCUCCACCCUGAGAGAGCUGGUAGGAACGUCAGGAGCCGUUCCUAGAGGGGGGAUUCUGUCAGGAUUUGGCCAGGGUUGUUCCGGUUUUUGGUCACUAGAUGCCCCCAUUGUGCUUUUUGACCUUUUGCUUUCCCUUGAUCCCCAUUAUUAUUUGCACCUGUGCCUCGUUUUCCCCUGAUUCUAUUUAAACCCUUUGUUUCCCUCAGUUCUUUCCUCUGUGUUUGUAUGUUAGCACCCAGCCCUAGUAUUCUGUGUACUCUUGUUGAUCCCGGUGGACGCUCAUGUGGAAUUUUGUUUUUUUUGUUCUUGUUUAUUUAUUUUUGAGUAUCUUUUUAGGCUUUUUAUGCUAUACCUACCACCUUGUGGAUUUACCUUUUUGUCUUGAGGAUUACCUUGUGGAUUACCUUGUUCUUGUGGAAUUCCUUUUGAGCUUGUGGAGUUACAUGUUUUCCUGAAGGACUUCACUUUUUACUUUAUUAAAUACACCGUCUCAAGUACUGCUGUGUCUGCCUCAUCUUCUGGAUUCUACUGACAAUUCGUGGCUCAGUUGAUUAAGUGACUGUUUCUCACUCCCGAGACCCGGGUUCGUAACCGGGUCCUGACAGUGACUUAUUGUUGUUGCUGCACUGUCUAGAACUACCUUAACAAACAGUGACUUAUUAUUGUUGCUGUACUGUCUAUAACUACCUUAACAAACAGUGACUUAUUAUUGUUAUUGUUAUUAUUGUUAUUGUUGCUGUACUGUCUAUAACUACCUUAACAAACAGUGACUUAUUAUUAUUAUUGUUGCUGUACUGUCUAUAACUACCUUAACAAACAGUGACUUAUUAUUAUUGUUGCUGUACUGUAUAUAACUACCUUAACAAAGAGUGACUUAUUAUUAUUAUUGUUGCUGUACUGUCUAUAACUACCUUAACAAACAGUGACUUAUUAUUGUUAUUGUUAUUAUUGUUAUUGUUGCUGUACUGUCUAUAACUACCUUAACAAACAGUGACUUAUUAUUAUUAUUGUUGCUGUACUGUCUAUAACUACCUUAACAAACAGUGACUUAUUAUUAUUGUUGCUGUACUGUAUAUAACUACCUUAACAAAGAGUGACUUAUUAUUAUUAUUGUUGCUGUACUGUCUAUAACUACCUUAACAAACAGUGACUUAUUAUUAUUAUUGUUGCUGUACUGUCUAGAACUACCUUAACAAACAGUGACUUAUUAUUAUUAUUGUUGCUGUACUGUCUAGAACUACCUUAACAAACAGUGACUUAUUAUUAUUACAGACAGUUGCCAUGGAGAUGAAAUGUCACAACUCCAUAUUCAUGUGAUUGCAUUAAAUCACCUGACUGUUUCUAUAUGUCUGGGUCAGUGCACUAAAAUGAGUCUCUCUGGGAAGAGAGAGGAGGGGGGCCCUGCCUCUAAAAUGAGUCUCUCUGGGGAGAGAGGAAGGGGGCCCUGCCUCUAAAAUGAGUCUCUCUGGGGAGAGAGAGGAAGGGGGCCCUGCCUCUAAAAUGAGUCUCUCUGGGGAGAGAGAGGAAGGGGGCCCUGCCUCUAAAAUGCAUCUCUCUGGGGGACAUGACACCAAAGCUAAGAGACCAAUCCAGCAGGAGAGACCAGCCUCCCCUGUUCCCAGCUGUGUGUCCAUGAAGAGUGACUGGUCUAUGGAUCGUCCUCUAAACUUUAGAGAGGGAGACUUUUCUACUGAACAAAGAAACCAACAGGAGAGAUCAGAGUCAGAGAUUCUCAGUGGUCAGUCUACCCAGAGUCAUCAAACAGACCUGGACUCCAUAUUCAGUUUGCUUGAAGAGAAAAUUAUGACAUUUGUGAAGAACGAGCUGAAGAUUUUCAAGAGGAUUCUUAGUCCAGAACUCCCAGAAGGCUUUGAGAGUCAGAAGCAGGAUAAGGAAGUGGUGGAUGCUGAAGAUGAGAAGCAGGAGAGCAGUGCCAGAGAGGGGGCUCUGAAGAUCACACUGCACAUCCUGAGGAAAAUGAACUUGAAGGACAUUGCUGACACACUGGAGAAAUAUGAGCUUGCUGUGAUUUGCCAACGUGAACUCAAAUCAAAUCUAAAGAAGAAGUUUCAAUGUGUAUUUGAGGGAAUCGCUAAACAAGGAAACCCAACACUUCUCAAAAAGAUCCACACAGAGCUCUACAUCACAGAGGGUGGAACAGGAGAGGUCAAUAAUGAACAUGAGCUGAGACAGAUUGAGACAACAAUCAGGAAACAAGCAAGACCAGAGACUGCAAUCAAAUGUAACGACAUCUUCAAACCCUUAACUGGACAAGACAAACCUAUCAGAACUGUGCUGACAAAGGGAGUCGCUGGCAUUGGAAAAACAGUCUCUGUGCAGAAGUUCAUUCUGGACUGGGCUGAAGGAAAAGCAAAUCAGGAUGUCCAAUUUGUAUUUUCAUUCCCUUUUCGGGAGCUGAAUUUGAUGAAAGAGGACAAAUGCACUUUCAUUGAACUUCUUAAUCACUUCUCAAUGGAAACCAAACAAUCAAGAAUCUCCAAUUACGACAAGUACAAAGUUCUGUUCAUCUUUGAUGGUCUGGAUGAGUGCCGACUGCCCCUAAACUUCCAGAAGAACAAGAUCUGUUGGGACGUCACAGAGUCAACCUCAGUGGAUGUUCUGCUGACAAAUCUCAUCAAGGGAAAUCUGCUUCCCUCUGCUCUCCUCUGGAUAACCACCCGACCUGCAGCAGCCAAUAAGAUCCCUUCAGGGUGUGUUGACCAGGUGACAGAGGUACGAGGGUUCAAUGACCCACAGAAGGAGGAGUACUUCAGGAAGAGAUUCAGUGAUGAGGACCUGUCCAGCAGAAUCAUCUCACACAUAAAGACAUCAAGGAGCCUCCACAUCAUGUGCCACAUUCCAGUCUUCUGUUGGAUUUCUGCAACAGUCCUUGAACACAUGCUGAAACAUAAGAGAGAAGAGAUGCCCAAGACUCUGACUGAGAUGUACACACACCUUGUGGUGUUUCACACCAAACAGAAGAAUGAAAAGUAUCUUGGGAAAGAAGAGACAGGUCCACACUGGAAUAAAGAGAGCAUUCUGUCACUGGGAAAACUGGCUUUUCAACAGCUUGUGAAGGGCAGUCUGAUUUUCUAUGAAGAAGACCUGAAAGAGGCUGGUAUUGAUGUCAUUGAAGCCUCAGUGUACUCAGGAUUGUGCACACAGCUCUUUAAAGAGGAAUGUGGGCUGUACCAGGACAAGGUGUACUGCUUUGUACAUCUGAGCAUUCAGGAGUUUCUGGCUGCUGUAUAUGUGUUCCUCUCAUUCAUCAACAACAAUGAAAAUCUAAUGGACAAACUGCAAACAAACGACAAUCCUGAAGUUACUUUCUACAAGAGUGCUGUGGAUAAAGCCUUACAAAGUGAGACAGGAAACCUGGACCUUUUCCUCCGCUUCCUUCUGGGCCUCUCACUGGAUUCCAAUCAGAAGCACUUACGAGGUCUACUGACAAAGACAAGAAGCAGCUCACAGAGCCACGAUGAAACAAUCAAGUACAUCAAGGAGAAGAUCAGGGAGAAUCCCUCUCCAGAGAGGAGCAUCAAUCUGUUCCACUGUCUGAAUGAACUGAAUGACCGUUCUCUAGUGGAGGAGAUCCAAAGCUACCUGAGAUCAGGAAGUCUCUCAGAAGCCAACCUGUCACCUGCACAGUGGUCAGCUCUGGUCUUUGUGUUGCUGACUUCAGAAAAGGAGCUGGAUGUGUUUGACCUGAAGAAAUACUCCAGAUCAGAGGAAGGUCUUCUGAGGCUGCUGCCAGUGGUCAAAGCCUCCAGAGCUGUUCUGCUGUCAGGCUGUGGAGUCACAGAGGAAGGCUGUGCUUCUCUGGUCUCAGCUCUGGAGUCAAACCCCUCACACCUGAGAGAGCUGGACCUGAGUAACAAUGACCUGAAGGAUUCAGGAGUGAAGCUGCUCUCUGCUGGACUGGAGGAUCCACACUGUAAACUGGAGACUCUGAGGCUGUCAGGCUGUCUAGUCACAGAGGAAGGCUGUGCUUCUCUGGUCUCAGCUCUGAGGUCAAACCCCUCACACCUGAGAGAGCUGGACCUGAGAAACAAUGACCUGAAGGAUUCAGGAGUGAAGCUGCUCUCUGAUGGACUGGGGAAUCCCCACUGUAAACUGGAGACUCUGAGGCUGUCAGGCUGUCUAGUCACAGAGGAAGGCUGUGCUUCUCUGGUCUCAGCUCUGAGGUCAAACCCCUCACACCUGAGAGAGCUGGACCUGAGCUACAAUCACCCAGGAGACUCAGGAGUCAGACUGCUCUCUGCUGGACUGGAGGAUCCACACUGCAGACUGGAGAAACUCAAUGUGGAACAUGGUGGAGAGAACAGAAUGAAACCUGGACUUAGAAAAUAUGUCUGUGAUCUCACACUGGACCCAAACACAGUAAACAGACACCUCUCUCUGUCUGAGGAGAACAGAAAGGUGACAUGGAGGAGAGAGGAGCAGCCGUAUCCUGGUCACCCAGAGAGAUUUGAGGUCUGGGAACAGGUGCUGUGUAGAGAGGGUCUGACUGGGCGCUGUUACUGGGAGGUAGAGUGGAGUGGGGGAGGGGCUGAUAUAGGAGUGACAUAUAAAGGAAUCAACAGGAGAGGAGGGGGUUAUGACUGUUAUCUUGGAUGGAAUGACAAGUCCUGGAGUCUGUUCUGCUAUGACAACAGUUACACUGCCUAUCACAAUAAUAAUCCCACUACCAUAGACGUCCCCUCCUCCAGCCCCCACAGAGUAGGAGUGUAUCUGGACUGGCCAGCCGGCACUCUGUCCUUCUAUAGAGCCUCCUCUGACACACUGACCCACCUGAUCACAUUCAACUCCACAUUCACUGAGCCCCUCUAUCCAGGGAUUUGGGUUUGUUAUGACUCCUCAGUGUCCCUGAAAUAAUAACUUGACACACACACACACACACUGGACACACACACACACACACAGGACACACACACACACACACACUGGGUUUAGGCUUUGGUGGGAAGGCGACUCAGUGUCCCUGAAAUAAUUACACACACACACAUUGAACAUACAUACACACACUGGACUCACAAAAAUACACACACACCCUGGACACACACACACACACACACACUGAACACACACACACACAAUUGGACACACACACACUGGACACACACACACUGGACAAAAACACACACACACAUGCUGGACACACUGGACACACACACACUGAACAGACACACACACAAUUGGACACACACACAAUUGGACAAACACAUACACACGUACACUGGACAAACACACACACACACACACACACUGGACAAACACACACACAGACACUGGACAAACACACACACACACACAGACACUGGACAAACACACACACACACACACACUGGACAAACACACACACACACACACACACACACACACUGGACAAACACAAACACACAAACACACACACUGGACAAACACACACACACACACACACACACACACACACACUGGACAAACACACACACGCACACUGGACACACACACACUGGACACACACACACUGGACAAACACACACUGAACACACUUGACAAACACACACACACACACACACACACACACACACACACACACUGGACUCACAAACACACACACACUGGACACACACACAGUGAACACACUGGACACACACACACUGAACACACUGGACAAACACACACACACUGGACAAACACACACACACUGGACAAAAACACACACACACACACACAGAAACUGGACUCACACACACUGGACUCACAAGCACACACACACACACACACACACUGGACAAACACACACACACACACACACACACACACACACACACACACACACACACACACUGGACUCACACACACUGAACACACACACACUGGACUCACAAAAACACACACACACACACACACACACACACACACACACACACACACACUGGACAAACACACACACACACACACACACACAUUUGACAAACAAAAAUACACACACACCCUGGACACACAAACAAACACACAAACACAAUUGGACACACACACACACUGGACAAAAACACACACACAUGCUGGACACACUGGACACACACACACACUGAACAGACACACACACAAUUGGACACACACACAAUUGGACACACACACACACACACUGGACAAACACACACACACACACUGGACAAACACACACACACACAGACACUGGACAAACACACACACACACACACACACACUGGACAAACACAAACACAAACACACACACACACACACACUGGACAAACACAAACACACACACACACUGGACAAACACACACACACACACACACACAGACACUGGACAAACACACACACACUCACACACUGGACAAAACACACACACACACACACACUGGACAAACAGACACACACACACUGGACAAAAACACACACACACAAAAGCACACACACACAGACACUGGACAAACACACACACAUACACUGGACAAACACAAACACACACACACACACACACUGGACAAACACACACACGCACACUGGACACACACACACUGGACACACACACACUGAACACACUGGACAAACACACACUGAACACACUGGACAAACACACACACUGGACACACACACUGGACUCACAAACACACACACACUGGACACACACAGUGAACACACUGGACACACACACACUGCACAUACUGGACAAACACACACACACUGGACAAACACACACACACACACUGGACAAAAACACACACACUGGACAAACUCUCACACACACACACACACACACACACUGGACUCACACAUACUGAACACACACACACUGGACUCACAAAAACACACACACACACACACACACUGGACAAACACACACACACACACACACACACAUUGGACAAACAAAAAUACACACACAACCUGGACACACACACACACACAAACAAUUGGACACACACACACACUGGACACACACUGAACACACACACACACACAAUUGGACACACACUGAACACACACACACACACUGGACAAAAACACACACACACACUGGACAAACACACACACACACACACACACACACACACACUGGACAAACACACAUACAUGCUGGACACACUGGACAAACACACACACACACACACAAUUGUACACACACACACACUGGACAGACACACACACACACACUGGACAAAAACACACACACACUGGACAAACACACAAACACACACACACACACACACUGGUCACACACACACACACACUGGACAAACACACACAAACACACACACACACACGGGACACACACACACUGAACACACUGGACAAACACACACACACACACACACACACACACACUGGGCAAACACACACUGGACACACACACACACACACACUGAACACACUGGACACAAACACACACAAACUGGACAAACACACAAACACACACACACACACACACUGGACACACACACACUGGACACACACACACACA